Molecule: messenger RNA, 5186 nt
Organism: Octopus bimaculoides (California two-spot octopus)
Lineage: Eukaryota; Metazoa; Mollusca; Cephalopoda; Octopoda; Octopodidae
Product: U1 small nuclear ribonucleoprotein C
Biological process (GO): spliceosomal snRNP assembly; mRNA splicing, via spliceosome; mRNA 5'-splice site recognition
Cellular component (GO): U1 snRNP; nucleus
Molecular function (GO): zinc ion binding; pre-mRNA 5'-splice site binding
Source: RefSeq, a predicted model, not a curated record
UUACUUUCUUUACAAAAGAGUUCCAUUUCCGGUUCUACCGGCUCCACUGAAAAAGUCAUCCUGGAGACUAUCAUUGAGAAUUUUGUCUUGAAACAAAAUGCCGAAGUAUUAUUGUGACUAUUGUGAUACCUACUUAACACACGAUUCGCCCUCUGUGAGGAAAACCCAUUGCAACGGAAGAAAACAUAAAGAAAAUGUCCGACUUUACUAUCAGAAAUGGCUUGAGGAACAAGUCCAAAAGUUGGUCGAUGAUACCACUGCUGCAUUCAAGGCUGGAAAGAUAGCCUCCAACCCAUUUCAGAGCACUCAACAAACAACAGCUGCUAUGAUUCCACCACCCACUACAUUAGCAGGUGCAACAAAACCACCAACCACAGCACCUCCAGCUGCCCCUGCUGCUGGUCCACCAGUUGGUGCACCUGUACCAGGAAUGUCAUUGAUGGGACCACCUCCAGGUACACAUCUACCUCCUAUGAUGCCUACUAUGACAGUUGGUAUCCGCCCGCCAAUGGGACCUCCAAUCGGACCACCUAUGGCACCAAUGAGUACAAUGGUAUCAGCCAUUCCAAUGCGACCGCCUAUUGUGGCUAGCACCACAGCUACUGUUGUUGGGGGACCUCCUCCUGGUAAAAUAGCAAGGAAGUAACACCAUUUUAGGAUUUGGGCCUGACAAAUAUGUACAUAUGUAUUUCCUGGGUUUUUUCCAUUUCAUUUUGUAUCACUUUUUCUUUCAUUCCAUAACCCUUUCUGUUUCCAUCUCAUGCUCUAUUUUCCUUCAAAGGUUUUCUUUUUCUUUAUCCAUAUUCCCUUCACCCUACCACUUCUCUCUCCGUACUCCUCUCUCCACUAGACUCUGUCUAUCUCUGCCUCCCAUUCUGCUAGCUCUUCUCCCCAUCACUUCUUUUGACCACCUCUCUCUUCUCCUAUUCAUCUUCCUUUUACUAUUUACCCUCAACCACUUUUUCAGAUUCAUCUAUUGUUAUACAUACAUACAUACAUGCAUACGUACGUACAUAUGUAUAGAAUCUGUGGGUAUACUGUAGGAGGCGAUAAGGGAGAGAAUUCAUUUUGUGUUUCAUUUCAGUUUUUUUUUUUUUUUGUUUUAUAAAUAAAAUAAAAAUAUAAAAUGUUACACUGAAUCUUGAGAGGUUAAGGAGGAAUAAAACAUUAAGAGAAUUUUCUUUUGAUAAAUAUGUCUCCAUAAAUUUAACAGUGCAGGAAAUUUUAUGUACUUCCAAAUGAAAUCUCAUAAGAAACUGCUUGCUACUUUCACAAUAAUACGGAAGAAGGAAAUAUUUUUGAUAACACUAACUUGUUCCUUAAAUGUAUUCAGUUGUAUGGAUUUCUAUACCUGAGACUUAUUGUCAUUUUUAAUUUCUCUUAGUAACCAUUUUUUCUGUAUGAGAUGAUUUAUGUGUGCAAAAAAAGGUUAUGUUAUGUAGAUGUUUGCUAUUGAAAGCCCAAAGAAAUGUGCUCUUUGAAUUACUGUUAGUGUAAUAUUUAGAUAAAUUAAGGCAGCGAGCUGGCAGAAAUGUUAGCAUGCCGGUCAAAAUGCUUAGCAGUAUUUCGUCUGUCUUUACAUUCUAAGUUCAAAUUCCGCUGAGGUCGACUUUGCCUUUCAUUCUUUCGGGGGUCGGUAAAUUAAGUACCAGUUGCAUACUGGGAUCUAUCUAAUCGACUUGGCCCCUCCUCCAAAAUUUCAGGCCUUGUGCCUAGAGUAGAAAAGAAUAUUUAAAUAUGGAUGUGAGAUUUAUUUCCCCUUGGUGUGAAAGAUGACAUCUUUUAAGUGGUGUCCAGUUUCCAAUUCGCAUAAACGUGCUCUUUCUAAGGCGUUUUCCAUAACUGCUCUUAACGUUUGUGGCUCCAGUGAUCUAAUCUCUGUUCUAAUGUUAUUUUUAAGAUCUGCAAUUGUUUGAGGCUUGUUGACAUAAACUUUUCCCUUAAGAUAGCCCCAUAGGAAAAAAUUUGGAGCAGUUAGAUCUGGAGAACGACAUGGGUCUUCUCUUGCUAAUUCUUGGAAUCUUGUGACAUUGUAAUCUAGCAGCAUAAUCUAGUUCUUUCAGCUGUUGUACUAAUUGGAUCGUAUGUGGAAAAAGAUCCAUUGUUUUUAAAAUUCGUUGGAGUGAUGUCCUGCAGACUCCAACUUGUCGAGAGCGUGUUUGUGUUGAUGUUGUCAGGUCUUUUUCAAUAUUCUCCCUCACACGCCUGACUUUGGCCUCGUUUCUAACAGAACAAGGUUUGCUUAUCUUUGGAAGGUUGCUUACUGAUCUUUGAUCUUCAAAAUGACCAAUUAAUUGCCUGAUCAUUGAUUCUCUUGGACAAUUCAUUGCUCUAUAAUGACGACAAUAUUCUUGUUGAGUCCGAAUUAUUGAUCCUUGGUUUUGGUAAUAAAAUUUCACAAUUUGUGUUCGCUGUUCAGUAGUGUACUUUUCCAUGUUUAAAUUUAAGGGUCUUCUUUAUAUAAAUCUGAAAUAAAAUAAAAAUUAGAUAAUUAUUAAAUAUUGAAACCCAUUCGUAACUUCUGGGCCACCUUGUAGUUCUAUAUUAGUUGCAUUGUUUUAUAUGUGCAUGGAGCCUGUGAAUCAUGCACCUGGUGCAAGCAAGUGUGUUUCUGUUUUGAGCUGGUAGUAUAACCUGGACACACAUUAAAUUCAUUGCCUCUAACUCUGGAUUAGACCUCCAGAAGUUCUGUUUUUAAGGCCCAUACUGUCUGGUUUACUAAUUACAUCUUCUGAAAUUAAACAUUUUGGUCUCCAAAAUUCUAAUUGUGUAUUUAGUUAUAGGUUGGAUUUGAACUAGGAACUUUAAUUUUAAAUCAUACAUGCCACAAUUGUCCAGUGGAUAAAACAUUAUUUGCUUUAAAAAAAAGAAGGUUCUUAGUUCAUAUCUUGUCUGAUUGACUGUGUACAUAUUCAGGUGAAAUACAACAUGCUGUAUUUUAACAUGUAUAAGGAACCCUCUUAUUUUUUGGGCUUAAUAUUUGGAAAAAAGAUUUUGUAAGAGACUAUAAUACUAUCCAUGUAUAAGAAACUCCCAUAUUUUUUUAACCUGAUUUUUGACAAAAAAGGGGGGGGGUCUUUAUACACAUUAAAAUACGGUAAACAAUUAUUUUAAAAUGUUUCAUCUCUAACGAUUAGGUUAAUAAAGGGCAUGAAGAACUCAUUUCAAACACUGAGACAUUGAGUUUCAUUUAUUUCUGGUGUAAUAACCAACAAAACUGAUUACUGAUAUCAAACAGCAAGGUUCAAAAUCUAAUUCAUGAAUUUAGUGCUUUGAUACAUUUAAACCAGUCAUUGGGGAAACUGUAGCCCAUAGGACUUUCUGAAUGGUGCUCCUAGUGAAAACCUACCUUUAAUUUGUUUUAAUAGUGCAGCCUACUUAAUGAUGUGCCAUGUCUUGUGUGGCCAGCUUCUUGGAAAAGGUUGCUCAUGCUUGAUGUAAACCAUUCUUGAUCAGUACAACCACACUUGGUUCAAUUCUUCAUAUAACUAUUAUUUCAGAAUUUAGUCUUUGGUUACAUACAGAAUCACAUUAUAAAAUGAUAUCCAUUUCUAGAACGGUAGAGUGUAAUUUCAGACAGAUCUGUUGCAGUUUUUGCACUGGACCUUGUAGAAAGCACUGUUGUUGGCUCAAUAUUGGGACCAGUCAAGCAGUGGGGAUCUAUGGAAUCACCCAAAUCCCUUCCUUUCUGAAUUGCCAGUCUUGCGCCUAAAUCACAAACCAUAUUGGCUCAAUGAAUAUUACUUUAUUGCAUUUUGAAAAUUACCAAACAAAUCAUCUUGACUCUUGACAGUUAGAUUACUUCGUCAAAUAUAAUGCUCGUCUAUUCAUAUUGUUUUGAAUUAAUCCUUCAUCAUUUCAUAAUUGUGACAUUUUGAUGAUGUGGUUGCUUAUUUUUUUUUUUAAUGACAUUAUAGGGUAGGUAUGAGAGGCCAGACUUAGUUUUAACAUAAAAUAGAAUAUUUCAACUGGAUAUGGCUGGUUUGAAUGCAGAAGGGUCAGCGAUAAAAUUUAUAAUUCUUUGUAGUUUAUUUUGCUUUUGAACAAAAUGCCAUUGUUACAAUUUGUCUCAGUUUAUUCCAUAAAUAACAUUCUUGUUUCUCUUUAUAAAUAUUGUUUCACUGUUAUUCAUUAUCUGAUGUCUCCUAAAUUGCAUUCUUUCUGUCUGGAAUUCUUUCAUUAAAAAAAAAAAUUAUGCCAAAUGUAUCUGUUUAUGUUUUUUUCUUUUGUUUUUGUUUUUCAAUGGUUUUUAAAAAUUUUUAUUUAUUUUUUUGGUUUUGCUGUCUUAGAGAAACUUAAUCUCUUUUGUUUGUUUGGUUUUGUCUCUGGCAAUUAUCAAGCAACAUGAAGUUUCAUGUGUCUGUUGAAUGUCUCUGUGUGUAUAUCAUCUUAGCUGUGUUUUCAUAUAGUAGUGAAUACAUUUUAUCUGUGUGUGUGAUAUAUAUAUAUAUAUAUAUAUAUAUAUAUAUUAUAUGUAUGUAUGUAUAUAUAUUGUCUGAGAUUCUGUCCAUCAGAAAAUAUAUGCAUAUUAAUCAAAGUAUACAGUAUUAUAGAUCCAUUUCAACUGAUCUUACUAAUCGUUUUUGCAGUGGGUAUUAGAUUUCAGGAUGGUCAAGUAACACCUAAUAACCAGUCAUCUUAUCCCAAGUAUAAAACCGAUUGAUAGCAUCAGCAGGAAUAGAUGUGAUACUGUAUACUUUGAAUAAAUAAUAUAUAUAUAUAUAUAUAUAUAUAUAUAUAUAUAUUACAUACACACACACAUACACACAUUUGUAGUUGAUGAGUUACUGUGUUGCCACUAGUUUCUUACCAUAUGCCAUUCUUCGGGCAAUGUCUUGUAUGAAACUCAUGUGGCUACAAGAUGAACCAUUUGCUGCAAAGGCAAAAGUAAAUUCUUUUACAUAUAUUGAAUCUUCUUCCAUUUAUCAUCUAACCACAUAUACAUAUUGAGAAAAAACUGAAGCUUUUUUCAUAAGAAACUGCCCUUCCCCUCAAGCAUUUACAUAAAAUCACAUUGUUUUUUCCUGAAUGAUCUCAGGGGAAAAAUAGACUUCUUCUUGGCCUUCUAAUGAAGAUUGUCAUCUGAUUGGUUGGUACCUAACCCUCAUUUUAGGCCUUCGAUGUUUAAUCUUUUUAAAAUGACCAAAUUUAUCUACAAACUUUUGAAAUAAACUUGUUUGAAAUAA